Messenger RNA from Talaromyces rugulosus, 807 nucleotides. RefSeq lists its product as uncharacterized. The record is from RefSeq and is a predicted model, not a curated record. The coding region runs from base 1 to 807 and encodes 268 amino acids. NCBI's taxonomy places the organism in Eukaryota, Fungi, Ascomycota, Eurotiomycetes, Eurotiales, Trichocomaceae. Gene Ontology annotation, molecular function: hydrolase activity. The transcript has a single exon.
AUGGCUGGGUUACAACUUCAAAUUGUGUCGGAUCUCCACCUGGAGUCACCGGCCGUCUACGACAUAUAUGAAAUCAAUCCUCAGGCGCCGUUUCUCGCGUUACUAGGUGACGUGGGCUACGUCAAAGAUGAGGGGUUCUUUCUUUUUCUCCGCAGGCAGCUAGCGAUCUUCCAGGUCGUCUUUCUCGUUCUAGGAAACCAUGAGCCCUAUCACAGCAGCUGGAACAAUGUAAAAUCCAGCGUGAAAGACUUUCAAGAUAGUAUCGACAACGCUUCUCAGAAAGGAGAGGCGCUUGGCAAACUUGUUCUGCUUGAUCAAACACGCUACGACAUUUCGCCAACACACUCUAUUCUUGGGUGCACGUUGUUUUCAUCUGUUGCCCUAGAACAAACUGAAAGUGUUAGUUUUGGCCUAAACGAUUUUUACCAUAUUGAAGACUGGUCGGUUGAAGCGCAUCAAGAAGCACAUCUUGCAGAUGUUGCUUGGCUGAAUAAGGAAAUCGAUUCCAUUUCUCGUUCUGAGCCAGAUCGAAAAGUCAUUGUUUUGACUCACUACUGUCCUUCGACGCACGAAAACGUUAUCGACCCUAGACAUAGAACCAGCAAUAUCUCCUCUGGGUUCAUGACUGAUCUGACAAACGAGCAAUGUUGGAAUAGUGAUGUCGUCACGCUUUGGGCUUUUGGGCACACACACUUUAACUGCGACUUUCAAGACCCGGUGACUGGGAAAAGAGUGAUGUCAAACCAGAGGGGUUACUAUUUCGCGCCAUCUACGGGCUUUGGUGGUGAGAAGGCCGUAGAACUUUGA